Messenger RNA from Mastomys coucha (southern multimammate mouse), 2020 nucleotides. RefSeq names its product IQ motif and ankyrin repeat containing 1 (gene Iqank1). Gene Ontology annotation, molecular function: protein binding. The transcript has 12 exons. Gene Ontology annotation, cellular component: nucleus; cytoplasm. The record is from RefSeq and is a predicted model, not a curated record. NCBI's taxonomy places the organism in Eukaryota, Metazoa, Chordata, Mammalia, Rodentia, Muridae. Gene Ontology annotation, biological process: regulation of barbed-end actin filament capping. Bases 246 to 1979 code for a protein of 577 amino acids.
CACCCUGCUCUUCCCCAGAAACCUCUGGAGCUGGCUGAGAGCACCUGUCUGGAGCACAGUUGGAGAGAGGCUUUGCUGAGGGCCUUGGGAAAUGGUGGGGGCAUUGUUCGGGUGGGAGACAGCAGUCGGGACAAUGAGGGGCAUGCCCACGCUUGGGGUUUUGGCUCCAGAUACAGGUUGGUUCUUGAUAGUACCAGGCUAAAGUGUAUUUGCUGCUGGGAGACGAUGCUCGUUAAAAUUGCUGCAUGUGCUUGCCUCGGAAGCCGAAAGAGAAUCGCCCGCCGCAAAGGAAGGCGAGUCAUCCAAGCAAAGGGUCCUCCUCCUCUGAGAACCCCCCGGCCCCUGCAGCGCCUACUGCAGAGGACAAAGCCGCCCUUGUUAUCCAGUGUGCCUUCCGGCAAUAUCUGGCGCGAAAGGAGCUGGCCCGGCGUUGGCAGGAGCGUCGGGAGUACAUGGAUGAGAUGGACAGGCUGCAGAAAGAGGCCUACCUGGCCUUGGUGCGCCAGGAGCAGGAGGCGGCGCGGCGGCAGCGCGAGAAAGAGGAGGCGGAGGAGCGCGCACGGCGAGAGGAGCUGCAGCGUCGCGGUCGCCUGCUGGAGGCUGCUUUCGAAGGGGACCUGGGCGAGAUCCGCCAGGUGCUCAAGGAGGUAGAGCAGCUGAUGACCCGCGAAGGCGUGGGCUUCGACGAGGACGGCAAGGCUCGGCGGCUGCAGAGGCGCGUGGCCACCGUGGAGUGCGAAGACAGCCACGGGAACACGCCUCUCUCCGAAGCGGCGGCGGGCGGGCAGGCCAUGGCCAUCCAGCUGCUGGCGGAGCUGGGUGCCAACCCCAACACCAAGGUGGGCGCGGUGCGCGCGGUGCGCACGGCGGCGGCGGCGUGGCCUGGUCCCCGCACGUGCUCAAGGGAGCCCGUUCCGCAGGGCGACUUCGGCCGCACGCCACUCUACCGGGCAGCUUUUGGGGGCCACCUGGAAGCCGUGGAGGUGCUUCUGAAGAUCGGAGCAGACCCCCGGGUGUACGCGGAUGACGGGAGCACUCCGGAGCAGGUGGCCUCACUGGCCGCGGUGGUCAGUGUGCUGCAGUCCUGGGACCUGAGCCUCACAGAAGCUAUGCUCCAGAACAUGGAGGCAGAGCAGCAACGCCGUGUUCAGGAGGCCCAAAGGCACAAGGAGAAUGAGGCCAAGCGCAUCAACAUCAAGGUGCAGCAGCUGGCUAAAGAGCAGCAGAGGUGUCACAAGGAGCUCCAGCAGGCCUACUGUGAGCUCAAUCGGAGGAUCAUGGAACACGACAAGUGUGAGAGGAAGUGCAUGGGCAAGACUGAGAUCACACUCGAGGCCAUCAAGGAUGCAGAGGCCCAAGUGGACAGGUUGCGGCAAGAGGCACAGAAGGCCGAGGAGACACUAGCCAUGGCCAGGCUGGAGCUGCGGGAACAGACCCCGGAGGACGAGGAGAUGAUAGAACCUGGGCUGAGGUGCCGGGUCACGGAGCUCCACGACGUGCUGAUGAAGGAUGUAGGUGACCGCAUCCGUGCCGAUGGACGGUGGCCUCUUGUCAUCGACCCUUCAGGCCAGGCAGCCACUUUCUUGAGAUACCAGGACACCAACUAUGUGGACACCGUAAAUCCAGAGCACUUAAGACCAGAGAGGAUUCGGCUGGCUCUCCUGGGGGCACUCAGGUACGGGAAGCCACUGGUGUUUGACCUGCGAGAAGUGAACCUGUUCCCAGUAGUACAGCAACAGCUGGAGGCCGUGCAGCCUGGCCUGGCACAGGCUCUGUUGAAUCGUGGGCUGCUGGCAAAGGAAGGGUAUCUGUCGCUGCUUCGGCCAACAGAUGGGCCUGAGUAUGACCCCUCUCAGUUCCAAGAGGCUCGCCUAGAGAACUUCCGAGUCUUCUUUGUCACCCGAAAUCAGUGGCCACCAGCUGACCAGCUGCAGACCCUGCUGCCAGUGCGUGUGCAGCUGCCCAGUGGAAAAUUCUAGUCAUACCCCAAUAAAGCAUGAGCCCAAGGCAUUGAUACGCA